Molecule: messenger RNA, 1598 nt
Organism: Thecamonas trahens ATCC 50062
Lineage: Eukaryota; Apusomonadida; Apusomonadidae
Exons: 1
Coding region: 37-1296 (419 amino acids)
Source: RefSeq, a predicted model, not a curated record
CCCCCCCCCCCCCUCCCCCUUAUCCCCCAGUCAUCCAUGUCCGGACUAUUGAAGAAGGCGCGGGCUGGGCGCAAGGCGGUGCAGGCCAAGGUCGGGGCGCGAGUGACCAAGCGACGAGAGCAGCUGCACCAGAAGCGUGUGGCGGCGACGCAACGUGUGCGGGGGAAGCGAGCGGACGGACGACUGGGCAAGACUGAGUUGGAGGCACGAAUGUAUGAGGCUGCACGCUAUGAUCAGUAUGCGCUUGCUGCUUUGCUCAAGGACCGACUGGCGGCGGUGCGCGAGGCCAAGGCCGCUCUUGCCGAUGCUCGCCUGGCCAAGGACUUUACCACAGCCGAGGCUCUUGAUGCCAAGCUCAUUCAGCUCACAGAGCGCGAGCCAUUCGAGGCCGAGGUCGAGAGCCUAUACGCUGCAUGGGCAGAGACCCAUCCGCAUCGCGCCGCGCGGCUGGAGGAGCACAAACGGAUGCGCGAUGGUGGGCCGGCGUAUGCCGGCAAUCCGCGGAAGGACGGCGGAAAGGGGAGGCUGGGCUCAGACUCGGGCUCGGGCUCGAACUCGGGAAGCAGCAGCUCAUCUUCCAGCUCAGGAGGGAGCGACGAUGGCGGCGCGGAUGCAAAUGCAGGACCAUCACUGGUGGCAGGCAUCUCGCAUCGGUUGCACAUCCGCAAGGUGUCGAUGGUGCACCGGCUGCGCGGGAAGCGGAAGGACGGCGGGCUGGGCAAGACUGAGCUGGAAGCGAUGGCGUACGAGGCCGAGUCCAAGGGCGAGUACGCUGUGGCAGCGCUGCUGCUCUCGCGGUGUCGGGCUCUGCAUGAUGCCAAGCUCGCCAAGAAGAAGGCUGUGGUCAACGAGAACUUUGCCGAGGCCGAGGUCCAGACCAAGAUCAUCAACUCGCUCCGGGCCCGCGAUCCGUUUAUGGCCGAAGUGGAAGCCAUGCGCAAGGACCAAGCGGUGUCAGACUCGGCUCGGUCAGACGCGGCGGCCGCUGAUGAUUCGAGCACUCAGUCAACAAGCAGUCCAGGCUCCAACGACGGUGUCAACAACAUGCCACGGCGCAACUCGGUGGUCGAGCGGCGCGGCUCGGUGGUCGAGCACUUUGACUCGAACUCGUCGUCACCGAUUGUGGUCUCGCACAUUACGCCAUCCCAGGCUGCUGCUGGGCGCUCGCCGUACGCCGACUACAAGGCUGAGCAAGAUGCGGCAUGGCAGGCAGACGGCAAGUGUCGACGACAACUCAAUGGCAUCGCCGAUUCCGGGCCCUCCUCGGCCAGUCGACAACAUGGCCAUCAUGUUUGACUCGGACUCGUCGUACGAAGCGCUGACCAUGGACGCAUUUCUUUAGUGGAACUCACCAGGCCUUGGCCGAGUACUCGACCGGCGUGUUAGGGGCUGGAGAGAGGGUCUCACCAAGGGUAUGAUACGCGGCGGCGGCGUCGGCGACGUCGUCUCGAGUGUCGUGUAGGUCGUCAAGCUCGACAUAUGAAGGGAGCCAAUGAAGGAAAGCGUUCGCGUCGAGCGCAGCAUCGAACCGCCUGAGACGACUGAGAAGCGUUGCGCCGAUGCCCGAGUGAGCAGCCAGGAGCGUGACCGCCGCUGGG